Messenger RNA from Nylanderia fulva, 978 nucleotides. Lineage: Eukaryota; Metazoa; Arthropoda; Insecta; Hymenoptera; Formicidae. The record is from RefSeq and is a predicted model, not a curated record.
GAUCCGCAACCACCAGAACCAUGGUCCAGCGACAGAGACGCUUCGUCUAACGGAAACGUCUGUCUUCAGAUGGUAACGAACAUUGUCAUAGGCGAAGAAGACUGUCUCUAUUUGAACGUGUAUACCAACGAUGUAAUAUCUCCAAAGAAAAGUGCUGUGAUGGUAUGGAUACAUGGUGGAGGCUUUUUUGUGGGAGACGGUCCUUCGUUGUAUUACGGUCCCGAUUAUAUCAUGCGGAAGGAUGUGGUACUCGUCACCCUGAAUUACAGAUUAGGUGUUCUAGGUUUUCUCAAUUUUUAUAAGGAAAUGGCGACAGGAAAUCAGGGUUUAAAAGAUGUAGUUAUGGCGUUAAGAUGGGUUAAAAGAAAUAUAUUGCAAUUCGGUGGAGAUCCCGAUAACGUCACAAUUUUUGGUCAAAAUGCGGGUGGAGUGAUGGUUCAUUAUCUAACUAUUUCACCGUUAGCUAAAGGUUUAUUUCAUAAAGCAAUAUGUCAAAGUGGUGUCAUGACAGUUCCUUGGGCUUUCACUGAACAAGACGAUGCUAUCAAUAACGGUCUGAUGUUAGCCCAGAAGCUUGGUAAUGCGACUUUUGAUCCGGAAGACGCCUUGAAAUUUCUGAAAGACAUAGACGGAAGAAAAUUGAUAGCAGCGGAGAUUGGCUUAGAUAUUUUGCUUGCAUUUACGCCGACCGUGGAUUCCAAGUCAUCGAAUCCUUUUUUACCAGAAAAUCCAUUGCAAUUAUUACGUAAUGGAAUUGAAAUACCAAUUAUGUUCGGAUAUAAUAGCCAGGAAGGCAAUUGUUUCAUAAAUGCCACUUUUGUCGGCCUGGUAAACAACGAGACUUUAAAGGAAAUUGAUUAUGAUUUCAAGAAAGCCAUAUAUCCUAGAUUUUUGCGUCAAUUACCACAACUUGGGAUCACGGUACCAGAAUUACGAUCAUUAUAUUUGGUAAUAAAACAGUGUCGGAGGAAACUAUAA